Molecule: messenger RNA, 2088 nt
Organism: Anopheles coustani
Lineage: Eukaryota; Metazoa; Arthropoda; Insecta; Diptera; Culicidae
Gene: tyn
Exons: 8
Coding region: 1-2088 (695 amino acids)
Source: RefSeq, a predicted model, not a curated record
AUGAAGUGGCGUACCACGAACCUGUUGGCGCUAACCGUCUGCCUAGUGGCGAUGGCAUCCCAUCUAGCCGAGGCCCGCGUUGCCUUCGAGAAGCUGACCGACUUUGACUUCCAGGGCACGACGUACUACAGCGUCAAGAACCUCUCGCUGUACGAGUGCCAAGGCUGGUGCCGCGAGGAACCGGACUGUCAGGCGGCUGCGUUCAGCUUCGUCGUUAACCCGCUGACGCCGGCGCAGGAAACGCUCUGCCAGCUGCAGAACGUGACGGCGGCCAACAACCCGGCCAGCACGCCCCAGCGUUCGUCCAGCAUGUACUACAUGGUGAAGCUGCAGCUGCGCUCCGAGAACGCCUGCCAGCGUCCGUGGAACUUCGAGCGGGUACCGAACAAGAUCAUCCGCGGGCUGGACAAUGCGCUCAUCUACACCAGCACGAAGGAGGCCUGCCUGUCCGCGUGCCUGAACGAGAAGCGGUUCAUCUGCCGCUCGGUAGAGUACGACUACAACAACAUGAAGUGCGUCCUCAGCGACUCCGACCGGCGGUCCGUUGGACAGUUCGUGCAGCUCGUCGACGCGCAGGGUGUGGACUACUUCGAGAACCUUUGCCUCAAGCCGAGCCAGGCGUGUAAGUUCGCCCGCCAGUUCCAGCUGCCCCGCAUCGGUGUCUCGGACGAUAAGGUGUCGCAGUACGUCGGCCUGCACUACUACACCGACAAGGAGCUCCAGGUGACGUCCGAUACGGCGUGCAAGCUGGCGUGCGAGAUCGAGAGCGAGUUCCUGUGCCGCUCGUUCCUGUAUCUGGGCCAGCCGACCGGCUCGCAGUACAACUGCCGGCUGUACCAUCUCGACCACAAGUCGCUGCCGGAUGGACCCUCGACCUACCUGAACGGCGAGCGACCACUGAUCGAUGUCGGCGAGCCGAGCGGAGACUACUUCGAGAACAUCUGCGAGAAACAAUCUAACCAGGCCGAAAACACGCUCCCGGUGGUAUUCGAUACGGUUGAGGAUCCGGCCGUCAACAAUCUGACCCGCAACGACGCCAACUGUGACAAAACGGGAACCUGCUACGAUGUCUCGGUUCACUGCAAGGACACCCGAAUUGCUGUGCAGGUGCGCACUAACAAACCAUUCAAUGGCCGCAUCUACGCCCUCGGACGCUCGGAGACGUGCAACAUCGAUGUGAUCAACUCCGACACCUUCCGGCUGGACCUGACCAUGGGUGGACAGGACUGUAACACGCAGAGUGCGACCGGCAUCUACAGCAACACCGUCGUCCUGCAGCAUCACUCGGUCGUGAUGACGAAGGCGGACAAGAUCUACAAGGUGAAGUGCACGUACGACAUGAGCUCGAAGAACAUCUCGUUCGGCAUGCUGCCGAUCCGUGACCCGGAGAUGAUCCACAUCAACUCGUCGCCGGAAGCACCGCCGCCAAGGAUCCGCAUCCUCGAUGCACGUGCCCGCGAGGUGGAGACCGUGCGCAUCGGAGAUCGUCUGACGUUCCGCAUCGAGAUUCCGGAGGACACGCCUUACGGUAUCUUUGCCCGAUCGUGCGUCGCCAUGGCGAAGGACUCGAAGAGCACGUUCCAGAUCAUCGACGACGAUGGGUGCCCGGUCGAUCCGACCAUCUUCCCUGCCUUCACCCAGGACGGCAAUGCGCUGCAGUCGAUCUACGAGGCGUUCCGCUUCACCGAGAGCUACGGUGUGAUCUUCCAGUGCAACGUGAAGUACUGUCUCGGCCCGUGUGAGCCGGCCGUCUGCGAGUGGGGACGUGACUCGGUUGAAUCCUGGGGCAGGAAGCGUCGUUCCGUUACGGCCAGCAAUGACACCGUGGAGGAGGAAGAGGACAUGAACAUCUCCCAGGAGAUUCUGGUGUUGGACUUUGGCGAUGAGAAGAACCGUGACUUCCUGCGCAGUGAAGCCAGCACCGAUUUCGGCCGGGACAAAACCGUCACCAUCAUCGAACCAUGCCCAACGAAGACCUCCGUCCUGGCGCUCGCCGUCACCUGCGCCCUCAUGGUGCUGGUCUACCUCUCCACCCUGUUCUGCUACUACAUGAAGAAGUGGAUGCAACCGCACAAGGUCAUGGCAUAG